Molecule: messenger RNA, 1305 nt
Organism: Penicillium oxalicum
Lineage: Eukaryota; Fungi; Ascomycota; Eurotiomycetes; Eurotiales; Aspergillaceae
Exons: 4
Coding region: 1-1305 (434 amino acids)
Source: RefSeq, a predicted model, not a curated record
AUGUCCUCACCCCAGGUGUUGCGCAUUCCUCGGUCGGACAAGCCGCAUUCUCAUGUCCUGGUACAGGUCUCUCAGGCGGGUCAGGGCCAGGCCUCGUUAGAUUUGACCCUCGUCGGCACCGAAGGGGAGCAUCCAUAUGUAGCAUCCAUCCGUGAAUCCCGGGUGCAAGCGCUCCGAAACAAACAUUACCAGGGUUCGGAUAAAGAAUGGAUGGCAGUCAUCGCCCAUGUCCUCAAACAGGAGCCCGUCUCGACCGAGGAGGAUCCAUCGUGGACCACCGGAGUCGAAGCGUCUGCCAGUAUCUCCGAGGGAAAGGGAGGAGGUCAAGACCAAGAAAUCGUCAUCACGAUCCGGAAAAGAGUGCAAGAGAUCACGCAAAGACUCGGCUCCAUCAUUCUCAAACAAGAUGAAGACCAAGAGAUCGCCCUCUUUGAAUGGACCGCUCUCGCCGUAUCCAAUGCCGAGAGCCUUCAAUCCCAAGUCACCACGCUGACAGACCGCAUUCACAAUGCCGAAGACACCAUCCUCAAAUUGAAAAUGCAACUGAGCAUACUCAUCGAGAGCAAAUCUACCCAUGAUAAACAAUUAAUGGCCAAUUUUGUGCAGCUGCUGAACCAGAAGAAACUCAAGAUUCGCAAUCAGCAGCGUCUCUUGGCGUGUGCAACACCGGACCCGAAGAGAGUUGCCGAAAUCCAGGCAGCAAUUAGCAGCAGCAGCAGCAGCAGCAGACCUCGUCAAGGAGAACCCGGCCAUACAUCCACCAAGAGAAAAGGACCGGCAUCGGCAGCGGGCACAAACGACGAAGACUCGCAGUCGGACUCGGACUCUGGCUUUGAAAAGAUGGACAUUGACCAGAGGGCCCCAACCCAAAAGCCAGAAGGGGACGACGAAGAAACCGACGAUGAGGACGAGGAGAGAUCCACCCCACAGCCCUUGGAAGACGAAGAAGAGGAGCAAGCGGAAGAAGAGAGAUUCGAGCAUGUAAACACCGACGAAGAAACCGCAACCGACGAUGAUGAUGAUCAACCGGAGCAAAAAGAAGAACCAACCACAAUGAGAAAACCAUCCCCGCCUCAGCAACACAAGCCCGCAGGAAAAUCAUCCAAGCCAACCGCACCGGAUCUCAAGACUCAAUCCAAAGAGACCACGCCUCCCCCGCGACGCGAACUGCCAUUCUCAAGACGGGGAGCGAGGACCGGGGCACAGGCACAGACACAGCUACAGGCACAGGAAACCCAGUCAAACUUGAACGUUCGAGGAGAAGACGAGGAGACGGCGGGAGAGACGGAUGAUGAUGAGCUUUGA